CUGGCAGCGUAACAUCUGUGCGUACGCGGUCGUGAUUGUUGUGAAGAUGGCGGAGGGGGAGACAGAGAAGGAAUAUGACACACGGAAAGCUAUCGAGGAGCUCCGAGAGCGGUUCCAGGGUCUGACCACAGCUUUGAAAGAGAGCUCGCAGCCUCCAUUGGAAGCCACCCUGCAUUUCUGCCAGGAGUUUUGCCAGGUUCUGGUAGAACAUGCAGGUCGCUGGAAAACUGAUGAGAAUCCACUGCCCUUGCUGGAGGUUUACACUUUGGCAAUCCUCAGCUUUGCUAAAGCCACCUCCUGUCUCUCCUCCGAAUGUGAAAACGUGCCACUCCUACUUGAAAAGUUAGCACUGAGCUGUGCGGAGCUGCUGCUCUUACUGCCCCAGCAUGUCCCUGGUGCCUUAUGGGAGGAGUUUCAGUCCUCCAUGAAGUUGGCACACAGCCUUUUGCAAGAAAGUGGGAGCACACAGCUCUGCCUGCUCUCAGUUCUGGCACAGCAGGACGGCGUCUGGUCCAACACCACAUUAAGCAGUAUCCUGUCCAAUCAAAUUCCUCAAACUGAGCAAGUCCAUGAAUAUCUUGAGAUGGAAGGUCCCGCGCUUCUUAACAUGCGAAUAAAGCACCUUAUCAAAGUGGACAGUGUUGAUAAAGCUGCUGUCCUUGCAAAGAUGUGCUCAGAGUAUCCGGGAUAUGAAGGAAAAGGGAACUUCAAACAGACCUACUUGCUUUGCAUCUGCAUGACAAAAAAUCAGGAGCAGCUAAUGGAAGAGAUUGCAUCAAUAGACUGUAAAGAUGCUCUUGAAAUGAUCUGCAACUUGGAGUCAGAGGGAGAUGAGAAAGGAGCUCUCUGCUUGUGCACUGCCUUUCUCAAGCGACAACUUCUCCAAGGAGACGUUUAUUGUGCCUGGGAACUCACGCUGUUCUGGAGUAAACUACUCAUGCGUUUAGAGUCGUCUGCUGAUUCAUUUCUUGGCCGCAGUAAAGAGAUGGCUCUUCUCUGCAGAAGUGUCUGUCACAUUCUGUUUCUCAUCAAAGUAAUCCAAAAUGAGGUUGGAGAGGUGGGGCUGCCAGUGUGCGUAGAAAUGUGCAUCCAAGCUCUGAAAAUGACCUCCAGUGACCAUAAAGACAGCAAGUCUACCAUCUGCAAGACUAUUUCCUGCCUCUUGCCAACUGAUCUAGAGGUUAAGCGUGCAUGCCAGCUGACAGAGUUCCUCCUCCAGCCUACUGUUGACUCGUAUUAUGCUGUGGAGUCACUGUACAACGAACCUGACCAAAAGCCUGAGGAGGACGGGAGUCUACCAGUGCCCAAUUCUUUACGCUGCGAGUUACUGCUGGCCUUGAAGACACAGUGGCCUUUUGAUCCAGAGUUCUGGGACUGGAAAACACUGAAACGCAACUGCUUGGCACUGAUGGGCGAGGAGGCAGCUAUUGUGUCAUCUAUUGACACACUCAAUGACACAGACGAACAGGAGGUGGAAAGUGCUCUUGGCAAACUCCCUGAAUACAGGGACCUGGAGGAUUUUCUGUUAACCACUACAAACGAACUCAAUGAAAUCACAGAUGAAAGAGAGAAAAACAGAGAGGCUAAAAAACUUCGGGAGCAGGGUUUUGUGUCUGCUCGGUUCAGAAAUUGGCGAGCCUACAUGCAGUAUUGUGUUUUGUGUGACAAGGAGUUCUUGGGUCACAGAAUUGUUCGCCACGCUCAGAAGCAUUUCAAAGACGGAGUGUACCUUUGUCCAAUUUGUGCUGACAGUUUUGAAAGUAGGGAGGUUUUAGAACCACACGUAGCAUCACAUGUAAAGCAAUCUUGCAAAGAGAGACUAGCUGCAAUGAAAGCUGCAAGGAAGGUAACCAAAUCACCUCAGUCCCCUAAAAGUCCAACAAAAAUGUCAAAAGUUGCUGCCAAGACAAACUUGAGCCCUGUUAAAAUUGAAUCUCAAAUUGGUGACCAGUUGGCAUCCCAUGUUAAAAUAGAGCAAACAACAUCUGACACGCAGAUAAGUCAAGACUGUUUCUGUCCUGUUAAAAACUGUUCUAAGGCUUUCAAGUUUUUCCGUAACCUCAUGGCUCAUGUCCGGUCUCACAAGGACGACGAAGAGGCCAUGAGGUUUUUAGAGAUACAAAAACAGAAAGUGGUGUGCCAGUAUUGCAGAAGGCAGUUUGUUAAUGUCAGACAUCUUAAUGAUCAUUUGCAGAUGCACUGUGGCAGCAAACCAUAUAUCUGCAUACAACUUGAUUGCAAGGCCAAUUUCAAUUCUAAUUCUGAGCUUCUCAUGCACAGAAAAACACACCCAGAAUUCAAGGCCCAGUGCAUGUUCCCAAACUGUGGCAAAGUUUAUAGUGAGGCCUACCUGUUGUACGAUCACGAGGCUCAGCAUUACCUUACCUACACCUGUCAAACAGACAACUGUGGUAAAAUAUUCUACUCACAGUCUCAGUUCUUGUCUCAUCAACAGAAUCACAGUACAAAUGAUGCAGUGCACAGUUUUCCUGUUACAAAUCAAAACCCUCUGUCUGCUGCAGAAGUACACCCACCACCCCAGAGCACCCCAAGCAAAGAGGACACAUCUUCCGAGGUUGUUUGCCCUGAAAGAAUUAAUACAGACUUUUCCAUGACGGAAGCAUCAAAAGCAAAUGCAUCACCGUGUACAUCGCCAGAGGCUGCUAAAGAGCCUGCUCCUCUGAAAGUAAAACACUCGAUUGAAAGCAUGCUGAAUUCAGUGGCAAAUCCUGAACUAAAAGAACCUGAGAAAUGUUACACUCCACUGACCAACACUACCCCUGUACCAGCUGAUGCAAAUCCACCACCGGAAGCUCCACAUGUGCACCCAAAUGUGGCUGGGCAAAGCAAUAUGCCUCCAGUUUAUCCUGUCCCCAGUGCAACAAAUCCUGUGGCAAGUCAGCAGGAAGAAGGGCAUAAUAAUGUACAAGGCAAUGAAUUUCAGAAAACGAUACCACAAAUAAUUUCUCCAAGUCAAAUCAAGACAGAAAUUCCUUGUUCUCUGCAAGGAUAUCCUUCCAGCACACCCGCUGUCGCUGCUGGCAGUGAAGAGAACCUGCAUUGCUGCCCAUUUAGUGAGUGUACAAGGGCAUACAGUACAAACAAAAGUCUGUCUAGACAUGUGAAGAAGCAACACCCUGAAAUAUUUGAAGAUUGGAAAUUAGCCAAGAAAUAUAACAAAGUGGCCAAAAUUACAGCAAAAAAGGCACCGAGUGCACCGGUUAAGUCUCCAAACCUGGGGAACAGGCCCCCAAAUCAGCCAGGGAUACUAUGCAACAAACCUGGGAUGCAGCAAAUGGAUUACCCGAUGGGAUGUUCAACUUCACCUGCCCAAUGUUACCCUGCAUCAAUGGAGCCUGUGCCGAUCACUCCAAUGGUAAACCCUACUUUGUACCCAUGCUGGGGAAGCCAAAACAAUUCAAGUGGAAUGAUGCAGUCAGACAUGUCUCAGUCAUGGUCUUCACCACCUAUGAAUAACUGCUAUCCAGAUGCCUUUAACAUGAAUGAGUACCCCUCCCGCAGCUAUCCUCCCUGGCAGGCAGAACCGUAUCCAACCACAUCGUCUCUCCCAUCUGAUAGAGAUCAUUCAAUGGCAGCUAUACACAGUCCCUCUGUGUCACAUGCUCCUUCAGAUUCGAGUUUGAUGUCUCAGUAUGUGUCCAGUUCUCUAAUGCUUGACAAUGGGGGGCAAAUGCAUAAUGGAGGACAUCAGUAUGGACUUAUGCAUUCUGAGGGUACUGGAGAAAAUGUAGAUGUGAGAAAAAGCAGUUCAAGUCUGACAGGACAACUGGAUAAUGGAAACAGUAUCUCAACAAUUGACAGCCUUCCUGAAGGAAGUUACCACACUCCGUAUGAUCAGAGUGAGAACUCUUGUCUUACUCAGUGCUCAUCAGUUGAUAUUCCCAUGAAAUGUCUGAGCCCAGAAGCUCAAGUUCCAUUAAAACCUACUAAUGUAGUCAUUAAAACAGAGAAUAUGUCAACUCCUGGUUAUGAACAGAUGGACAACUCUGUGGAUGGCAUGCUCAGUCCACACAGUGCCAUUCAUACUGAUUUCACAUACGAUGAGGAGUGUUCUAAUGCUGACUGUGACACUAACCCAUUAGAUGACAAGGCCAGUGACACCGAUGCACAGAAAGGAAAACGCAGCAGACUGAGCAAGCGUACCAAAUGGCCGGCUAUCAUCAAGGAUGGCAAAGUCAUCUGCAGGAGAUGUUUCAGAGAGUUCACAAGCACCAAAUCUCUUGGUGGUCACCUAUCUAAACGUUCACAGUGCAGACCUUUAGAUGAAAUUGACUUGACAGCAGAUCUGCCAACAUCAUUUCUUGAUUUCCUCAAUGACCCUCAUGUCCCUGACACUAAUGGAGCAAUAUACAACAUGCCAAAUGGUGAUUUCUCACAGGAAUCUUGUAGCUUGACCACUUUGACCUCACCUAUGGUGUUGAAACAGGAGCCCCAGAAUACAAAUAUAAUGGACUAUUCAAACUCCUUCUCAGUUUCCCCUGAAAACCAGCAAGAGAAGGCAGUAGAUUUGGCUAAUCCAGCCCUGACUGUACCUUAUCAGGAGGAUCACCUAAUGGAAAUUUCACAUGCCUUUCAAAGGUUGGAUUUGAUUGAGGCUGCCCAAGAGAAGAUGCGGAACGCUAUGUCUUUAGAGCAAAAUGUCAGUCAUUGUAAUCCAAUCCCCAUUGUGGAAAAAAGUAAAAUACUGAGUAAAAGUGAUGACAAGCCCACUGAAAAGAUAUCUAAACCUUUUAAGUGUGACCAGGAUGAUUGUGAGUACUCAUUCAUGACAAAGGAGGCACUGUUCAAACACUUGAGUAAGAUGCAUGAUUAUUCUCCUGAGAUGAUAGAAGAACUAAAAAGAACCCCAUCCAAACUGUCUCCAUAUCCCUGUCAGAUUUGUCCAAAAACAUUCACAAGAACAACAGGACUGAGAAUUCACUACGAAAAAGUGCAUCGUUUGUCGAAGGUAGAAAUGCAGAAGCUAAGGAUCAGUGCUCGAAAUAGACGUGCAUUCAGGUUAAAUAAAGAUGAGACAGCGAUUAAACGUCCAACCUCUGAUGCCAAUACCAGUCGCACAGUGCAGCCUGCACCUGUAUUACCUCCUAUAAAACAAGAACCACUUGACAUUGCAAUUGCACCUCAACCAGACAAUGAAAACAAUCCAGCUGUUACUCAAAUCAUUUCAGGAGAUGCAGACCAACAGGGCUUGACACCUGAAGUAUUAACUGUUACACGACUACCAUCACCUCAAAACUACUUGACUGAAAGGCCGUUUGGGGAAAUGGCUCCUCCUGUUCCUGAAAAAGAUUCAGAGCAACAAAAAGUGACUGUUACUAACAGGAGUCCAGACAUGAAACUGAAAUCGAGUUUGAAAGAGAAACUCAGCCCUGUUGGCAAAGCAAAGGGGCCGCAAGGAAGAUCAGAUGUGUCUUUGAGUAAAGCAAAAGAGACAAAGUCCUCGAUUGCAUCUCCUUCAUCCUCCCCAGAAAAACCCAGCAGCUCCAAAAACACACCAACGAAGGAUGAGAGGAAAGACAAACUUCAGAAAAGAUUAAGUCUGAAAAUGUGUGAUUCAGACAAUGCCUACAGUCCAUAUAGACCAUAUCGCUGUGUUCACGAAGGAUGCACUGCAGCAUUCACCAUCCAGCACAAUUUGAUUCUUCAUUACAGGGCCAUGCAUCAGGCAUCCCUGCCUGCUAGCAAAACUGAAACGGACACUGAAAAGCCAGCUGUUAAUAAUGCAAAGGAGAGCAAUCAGAGCAUAGGAAAAGAUAAUGAAGUCAGAUGUCAAGUGAAAAACUGUUCAAGAGUGUUCAUGGGAAUCACCAGGUUAGUGCAACAUUACCUCUUACUUCAUAAGUUCACCCGUGACAAAGCCACAUCCAUGAUGGCCAGCAUGACCAUAGGGACGUUUAACUGUGACCGGCCAGAGUGCGCUCUCCCCUUUAACUCUGUGGAAAAUUACAUCGAGCACAUAAAGAAUUACCACAAGGAAAUCGCCAUCUCUGAGAGCGGCUCAGUUGAUCCAACUUUCCGGUGUGAGUAUGAGGGAUGUGACCGUGUGUACACUACAAAAUCAAACCUCCUUCGCCACCUGAUCAAAAAGCAUGAUUAUGUCUAUGAUCCCAAAACAAGCGACGGAAGAAGGACUAAGUCCAUAGGGCUCUUCCCAGGGGUUACCAAUGGGAAAGAGAAUGUAGAAAACAAAUUCAAAAUGAAGAAGAAAAACACUAAAAAGAAAGAUGGGAAGUCCAUUGAACACUGGACUAGUUUUGGAAAGCCGACACUAAAAUCACACGAAGAGGCGUCAGCCAUGUGCACCAAGAAAUCUGCCCUGCAGUACCCAUGCAUGAUCAUAGGCUGUGAUGCAGUGGAGCGGGCAGAAAGAAGCAUAUUUAAGCAUUACACCACUCAUGGCCUCACGGAAAGAUACAUUGAAGACCAGAGAAGUCAGUUCAUUUUCUGCAAAAAAUACUCACGCGCCAGAUGCAAAGAAGCAAGCAAAACAGAGGGCGCUUCAAGUUCAUCCUCUGAGGAGACUGAGCCAGAGGAAGCCGAAAAGCCCAGUGACCAGAAACCAGAUGAGUCGGUGGAAAGAGUAGGCCAAGAGGACAGCAAACAGUCCAACGAGGAUAGUGCAGAAUCUCAAGCUUCCACUGGGACAGAGGUGGGAGCUAAAAGAGGCCGUCCCAGAAAACCUGCACAACCCACACCAGCCUGUCCGGAGAGGAUGCAGACACUGAGGAACCGUGCGACUGUUAACAGUUCAAGAGAGAACUCAAAUCCUGGUACCCCCACAGCCCAAGAACAACGUGAUGACGGGGUUAUGCCAGGGUCUUUCAAGCCUUUAGGACUUGAGGACUCUUUCCUUAAGUUUUUGGAAACCUCAGAGUCAACCCAAUCUUCCAAACGCAAAUUAAAUGAUAAAUCUAGUGCUGAACUGCCGCCUAAAAGACAGCAAACAUACAAAAGGAAAUCUGUAAUGAAAAGUAAAAUAACUGAUGAAUUAAGAGGCUAUGAGAAUCUUGUAGACUUCAGAAAUCCCCUAAAUCUCAAAUCUGUGAGUAAUGUUAAGAUUGUCAUGGACAAAACAUUUUCAGACGGUGCUGAUCUUUUGCUGAAGCAGCUACAACACAUGAGGCCCAUAGUCAAAAUAAAAAAGUGGCUUUACAGCGGAUCAUAGCCCGGUAUUUUGUUUUCAACUCAAUCUUACUCAGGAUUUGAGAAGUUAUGCUGCAGAAUGGUUUGUUUGAUAAUUCAUCAGAUUUCCAACUGUUAACAGUCAUGGUCACAGUUAACGAAGAAAUGGCCUAUUUUGUACUUAAUGAAAAAAUGUCUCGGAUGAUUUUAAGUAUGUAUGUUAGUUAUAAUAACCAGGUAAUCUAUAGGGCAUAGAUUUUAGAAACAUGUUUGUAUUUAUGCUUAGUACUGAAGAUGUUUUUUUUUCUUUUGCUAAAUGGAGACUUUUAAAGAAAACUAUGUUUUUAUAUAUCCCUAUGGGAUUUCAAGUUCUGUUUGUAUUUAUUUUAUCCUUUUUCAACACUAGUAGACCUAUCUGUAAUAUUUACAUGUCUUCCACAAAGUGUUCAAUAAAAUGUUACUGGUUCUUUUGUAAA
Molecule: messenger RNA, 7619 nt
Organism: Acanthochromis polyacanthus (spiny chromis)
Lineage: Eukaryota; Metazoa; Chordata; Actinopteri; Pomacentridae
Gene: znf292a
Product: zinc finger protein 292a
Exons: 8
Coding region: 47-7186 (2379 amino acids)
Biological process (GO): regulation of transcription by RNA polymerase II
Cellular component (GO): nucleus
Molecular function (GO): DNA-binding transcription factor activity, RNA polymerase II-specific; DNA binding
Source: RefSeq, a predicted model, not a curated record